ACAAAAGAACUUCGGAAAAUACGUGCACAAUUUUUAUUACUACAAUAUUAUUACGUUUUUUAUUAAUUAUUUGUUGAAUCGUACAAAAAGUAAUUGACGCUUAAACAAACCAAUAAAUUGUUCCUUUAUUUAAAAAAGGUAUAUCUGAAGUACCUGCUUUUGUCGCUGCACCAUCAACCGCAACGUAAAUGAUUUUUGAAGGAGUGACGUGUCGCUUUUGAUUUUAUACUGAUUUUAAUUCACUAAGCGAGUUAUAAUUUGUUACUUUCAUGAUGGAUGUUAGACGACGUAAGGAGUCUGAUAAUGACAAGAACCAGCUGGUUCCACCGGCAGAAACGUAUAAUGAAGAACGUCAUGAAAAAACAGAUAUACGCGGCGAUAGGCGUAACAUAGCAAUAUUACUGUUUCUGUACAUUUUACAAGGCAUACCGCUGGGUCUGAUUGCGGCCAUACCAAUGUUACUGCAGAACCGAGGAGCUAGUUACAAGCAGCAAGCUGAAUUUUCAUUUGCUUACUGGCCUUUCAGUUUGAAGCUGUUGUGGGCUCCAAUUGUGGACUCAUUGUAUAUAAAAAGUUUUGGUCGUAGGAAAUCUUGGCUAGUGCCCUGUCAGUACUUGAUUGGCGUGUUCAUGCUAUUGCUAUCUUUUGUGGUGGACCGUUGGCUGGGAGGUAAUGGCAUAGAGCCAAAUGUUCCGUUACUCACGACUCUCUUCUUUUUGCUAAAUUUCUUGGCCGCCACGCAAGACAUUGCUGUUGAUGGUUGGGCCUUGACCAUGUUAAAGAGAUGCAAUGUUGGCUACGCAUCCACUUGCAAUAGUGUGGGACAGACAGCAGGUUAUUUCUUGGGAUAUGUGGCUUUUAUAGCAUUGGAAUCGAAAGACUUUUGUAAUACCUAUUUGCGUGCGCAGCCCCAAGAUACGGGUAUGGUAACACUACCAGAAUUCUUGUGGUUCUGGGGCGUUUGUUUUCUCGUUGCAACUACCCUCGUGGCCAUUCUUAAAAAAGAAAAUGAUAUAAAAGACGACCAUUCAGAAUCAAGAUACACGGAAGAACAUGAGUUGAACAUUUACGAAAGUUAUAAAAUACUUAUUGACAUGGUGCGUAUGCGUCCCAUUCAAAUAUUGGCAGGCAUUUUAUUGACAGUUAAAGUUACAUUCGCCGCCUGUGAUGCCGUCACAUCGCUCAAACUAAUUGAUGCUGGGGUACCUAAAGAGAAGCUGGCUUUGUUGGUGGUACCAAUUAUCCCGCUACAGAUUGUUUUGCCAUUGGUGGUGAGCCGUUAUACAAAUGGUCCGCGACCUAUGGAAGUGUAUGUGAAAGCCAUUCCUUAUCGAAUUUUUUUCGCUUCAAUGGCAGCUCUCAUUGCCUAUUUCACGCCUUACAUCAUAGCUGGCGGCGAGGUGCCAGUUUACUAUUACAUCCUGUUAAUUGUAAAUUAUGGUAUCUAUCAAAUCUUCCUGUAUUGUAUGUUUGUGGCUAUUAUGGCAUUUUUUGCAAAGAUAUCAGACCCUGCAGUAGGCGGUACCUACAUGACUUUCCUAAAUACACUUUCGAAUCUGGGCGGAAACUGGGCAAAUACCGUUAUAUUGUGGCUGGUUGAUGUGCUAACUUGGAAAGAAUGUACAAGAUCUGAUGAAACAGUUGUUAGGGACAAUUUUUGUUUAACAAAAAAUCAAAAGGAGGAAUGUGCCGCUGCUGGUGCCGAGUGUAAAAUAGUGUUUGACGGCUUUUAUAUUGAAUCCAUAGUGUGUCUGGUGUAUGGAGUUAUCUGGUUGAUAUUUGUACGAAAGUGGAUCAACUAUUUGCAAAAUUUGCCAACAAGAGAUUGGCUGGUGGUAAACACUAAAAAAUCUUCUGCGACUUCUGCCAAGAGCAGGUAGCAAUUCAUUGUAUGACAUCCAAGAGGCUACAUAACUGAUUAGUAGAAAUUUAAAUAAUUAGUUUAUUUUAUUAUUCCAUAGUUUUCUAAUAACUACACAAACACAAAUUUUAUUUAUUUAAAUUUACGUUUUAUGAUUUGGAAACGUGCCUAUAUAGUAUAGUAUAUAUACCAGUCCUGACUGAUGCCACAGGAGAGAUUUCGAUGUAUUAUAUCUCAUCGAAGGGUGUGUUGUAUAUAAUAAAUAUUAUAAGCUUGACCUUCAAUUUCCAUAGUAAUUACAUUUUUAGGUUAUCGUCUUAUUUUGUAAUUAUUUUUAGUAUAAAUUAUGAAAAAAUGUUUGUAAUCAGGUUCAAAAUUAAAAAAAGAAAAUAAAUAGACAUUGAUUUGUUUUCAGCCUAGAA
Molecule: messenger RNA, 2283 nt
Organism: Calliphora vicina (urban bluebottle blowfly)
Lineage: Eukaryota; Metazoa; Arthropoda; Insecta; Diptera; Calliphoridae
Product: acetyl-coenzyme A transporter 1
Exons: 2
Coding region: 270-1880 (536 amino acids)
Cellular component (GO): membrane
Molecular function (GO): acetyl-CoA transmembrane transporter activity
Source: RefSeq, a predicted model, not a curated record